This is a messenger RNA of Hibiscus syriacus, 285 nucleotides long. Its product is annotated as enhancer of rudimentary homolog. The transcript is spliced from 3 exons. NCBI's taxonomy places the organism in Eukaryota, Viridiplantae, Streptophyta, Magnoliopsida, Malvales, Malvaceae. The annotation marks the transcript as partial. The record is from RefSeq and is a predicted model, not a curated record.
UUUUGGUCUUUUGGUUUUCAGAUUCUCUUGCAGUUCCUCUUGCAGUUCCACUCCAACCUACGAAAACGAUAGCAGCAGACAUGUCGAACAGGCACACCAUUAUCUUGAUGCAAACUUCACAGAGCAGAGCAACGAGAACAUUUAUGGAUUAUGAUUCCAUAAGUCAAGCUAUGGAUGGGAUAUGUGGACUAUAUGAAAGGAAACUUAAGGAUCUAAAUCCAGCUACAGGGAACAUCACUUAUGACAUUGCUGAUCUUUACAAUUUUAUUGAUGGUCUUGCUGAUA